AACAGAGCUGAGCAGCAGCGGGGCUGUUUACUUGAGAAUGGCUGCUGCUGCGUGCAGUACGCAGAGCACUCUGAACCCGUGCACUGGCAAACUGCACAGAGAGCAUCUGCGGAAAAGUAUAGAUUCGCGGAGGAGACAAGCUGCGCUUUUCUUUCUCACUAAUAUAUCUUUGGACGGACGUCCUGUGCGGAACAAUGUGAGCGCAGCGGGUCCAAGUGAUGCCGAGUUUCAGUGCUCUGACAUCGGCGCGACUGUGAGCGGACUGUCCGCUGGGGCGAGUAGCUAUGGGACCUUCCCCAGCCUCUCUGUCCCCAGACUCGGACUGCUCAACGUCCCGCCCAUCCUGGUUCUGCCGUCGGAUUCUAGGUUCAGUGACGCCGGGAGUACCGAGAUGUUCCUGGAGAGGGAGAGGGGCUUGUUCUCCUCGCAGAGCAAUCUCCUGUCCCCGUGCAGUCUGCAGCCCACUCCGCUCGGAGCGCGGAAGUCUCCGACCCUGCUGUCAGUGCAGAGCUGCGGCUCUUCGCUGGAGUCUCGACCGCGGAGUCGGAACCCAUCUGGCUCUCCUCGUCCACGCUCUGUGAAGAAAGUCCACUUUAUUAAGAACAUGAGGCAGUACGACACCAGGAGCAGCAGGAUCGUGCUUAUCUGCGCCAAAAGGUCUUUGUGUGCCGCCUUCUCUGUGCUGCCGUAUGGAGAGAGCUUUCACAUCAGUGAUCCUGAUCUGGAUGCUCAGCGGCGGAGGCACUCAUCUGGAGGAAUAUCCACCACCCUAGAGAUGCUUCCCGGGCUGGAGGGAGUGGAGCUGGGCUUGUACGGCAGGACGGUGUCGUACGCUCAGUUCCUGUACCCUACUAAUGCUUUGGACUGCCAAAAGCCUGCAGUGGAUCUCGCUCUACCCAUGCCCUAUUCCAGAAACAGCUUCCCUUGCAGUUAUCCUCCCUCUCGCCUCAACAGCACUGUCGGCAUGGACCUAGACCUUGAAGACCCUGACUAUGACCCUAAUGUGCUCAGUGACCCACGGUGGCCAUGUGGAAAACACAAAAGAGUGCUUAUCUUUGCCUCAUACAUGACAACGGUAAUAGAGUACGUCAAACCGUCAGAUCUGAAGAAGGACAUGAAUGAAACCUUUAAAGAAAAAUUCCCCCAUAUCAAACUCACACUGAGCAAAAUCAGAAGUUUGAAGAGAGAAAUCCGUUCAGUGGGAGAGGAGUCUUCCCUGCAGCCGGUCACCAUAGCCAUGGCAUUUGUGUACUUUGAGAAGCUGGUCCUACAGGGGCGUCUCAACAAGCAGAACAGGAAGCUAGUGGCGGCCGCAUGCCUCCUACUCGCCGCCAAGAUCAGCAGCGACCUGAAGAAACAAGAGGUCAAGCAACUGAUUGAUAAAUUGGAGGAGAGUUUUCGUAUUAGCCGUCGGGAGCUGAUUGUUUUUGAGUUCACUAUCUUGGUGGCUCUGGAAAUGGCACUCUACCUUCCGGAGAGUAAAGUCAUGCCCCACUACCGCAGGCUGGUGAAGCAGACCUGACGUGUGUAGAGCGGAGGCUCAGGGCCGACUCGAAUAUGCAGAUGAGAUGUGUAAAGCAGCCGAUCAUGUGGGACUCUGAGCUCCCUCCAUUGCAGUUUGAGGUAUCAGAGCGAAUACACAUCAUCAGGAAGCUCUAUGGAAGAACUGACGAUCAAAAUUAUGCU
Carassius auratus (goldfish) is the source of this 1686-nucleotide messenger RNA. RefSeq names its product CDK5 and ABL1 enzyme substrate 2-like. Bases 38 to 1522 code for a protein of 494 amino acids. The record is from RefSeq and is a predicted model, not a curated record. Gene Ontology annotation, biological process: regulation of cell cycle. The transcript is spliced from 9 exons. Lineage: Eukaryota; Metazoa; Chordata; Actinopteri; Cypriniformes; Cyprinidae.